AUGGCGGCCUCAGGUCGGAACAUCGCCUGCUUCGCCCUGCUCGUGUCGAUCUUGGCUCUCCAAGUCCCAUCCUGCAUCGACCAGCGGGGUACUACUAGUGCGGGCACCACUACCACGGCUGCUGCCACGGCAUCCCCGUCCGCUCCGCCUUCCCUCUUGGAUGACGGCGCUCUGAAGGCGGCCAUGCUGGCGCUGGCCGGGAUGGAUGCCCUUUUCAUCGCCGCGGCGGUCAUCUACAGCGGCCACACGAAUCACGCCGCCGUGGGCGCAGGCGGCAGCGGCAACUGGCGCAUCUCGGAGCUCGCCUUCUUCAUCUUGUGCCUGCAGGUUGGCGUCCUCCAGUUCGUCCUGUUCGUCCAGCAGCCCGCAGCGGCAGGUGACGCCGCAGCCCGUGCGCUCGGGAUCAGUGCUGGUGCUGCCCAUGCUUUGCCUUGCGUUGGCUCGGUCACCUUCUUCCUGGGCAUCACCCUCGUCUAUGCGCACGUGGGCAACGGCGGCGGAGCUGCCGGAGCUGCUGCCGCUGGCAACGGACCGGCCCCGGCGCCCGCCACCGUCAGGCUUCUUGCCGAUGUGACGCUCGGGGCUGCAUUAGCCUGCCCGAUGAGCAUCAUCCUCGCCUUGUUCUACUUCUACGUGAACACCAAGUGA
Molecule: messenger RNA, 648 nt
Organism: Miscanthus lutarioriparius
Lineage: Eukaryota; Viridiplantae; Streptophyta; Magnoliopsida; Poales; Poaceae
Source: the annotation of a GenBank genome assembly